Schistosoma bovis is the source of this 5747-nucleotide messenger RNA. Lineage: Eukaryota; Metazoa; Platyhelminthes; Trematoda; Strigeidida; Schistosomatidae. The record is from the annotation of a GenBank genome assembly.
AGUAGUAGUAGUAGUAGUAGUAGUCGCGAUGGGGGUACUUAUAAUGAGAUAAAAAUAGGCAGUAAGAAUAGGAUAAUCUUGUAAGUAUAAUUAAUUUGUAAAGUACUUUCUAAACUUGUACAACAGUUUAUUGAGUACUAUGAAAGCACUUACAGUAAGAAAACAAUUUGACAAAUAUGUAGGAUUUUCAUUCGAAUUCUGUAAAUCUCUCUUCAAAGAAAAACAUUAAGUUUCCUUACUGUUGUGACUUUAUUCCUGACUAGUUAUCAUGUGAUUUAUUCAUCAAUCGGAAUACGACUAAUACAAUCGUAACACUGUGCCACAUCAAUCACAUAUUGAUCGGCAUGAGUUACCUAGUGUCCUUAUUAGUCACUGUUUCUUGAGUAACCCUGCAUGUUCAGUCCAGAACAGUGAUCACAGCCUCACAGCGACAUGCAUUAUGUAUUUCAAACAUACUGGGUUGAUACACAGAAGUCAAAUAGACCACAUCACACCAUAAAAUAGAAAUGAACAUUUAUACAAGAUCAAGUGGAAAGGUGGCUGUGAAUAUGGGAGACUAUAAUGAAUAGACUGGGUAUAACUCAAGAAUGGUAAAUCGUAUCAUAAUAGUUUAUGGAUCAAAAUGAAGCUUAUAAUAAGGGGAAUAUGAAUAUACAUAGUUAAGUUACAGUAAAAAUAUAUGUUUUUUAUUAAUCCAUAAAUAGAUCCCUACAGUUACUAUCCAGUAUUCUCGUUAGGAUAUAACAAACUGUUGUACACGAAAAACUAUGAACAACUAUUGUUUCUAUUUUAUCGGUGAGACUACAAUUCAUGGACGACCUUUUAGCGACUCUACACUGACCUUGAGAAUGUUCAGCUGAUAACUAGGACCAAACAGGGAUUAUCAAUGAAUGCUAGGAACUCGAAUUAUGACUUACAAUUGACAGAGUUUACGUCAUGAAAUGACAUUAGCUAUAAUGGCAAGAUUGAAUAUCGCGCCAAAAUCCAACACGUAUUAUCUCCAUUAAUCAUAGUCCCACUUAUUAUAGUCUACUACCAAUCUGAGUAUAUAUAUGGAUUCAAUCCAUUAAAUGAAAUCCUUCAAUAUGAUUGGAUUGAAUUGACCUUGAUAAACCAAUAAAAAUCCAUAAAAAAAAAUAAUCCUUUUAACCAAUCAUAAUUAAAAAUCAUCAAUGCGUGGGAUGAUAUGAAGAAAAUAAAUUCAAAUUCUCUAAUAUGAUUGGUUGAUUCAAACUAUUUAUAAUAUUGAAUUUUGAAAAGAUUCAUUCAUUUGAAAAAAAAACAAAAGUAAAUAAGGAAGUACCGUCCAAUGCACAUGUACUGCAUUUCUUAAUCAAAACUGGAAAUAUUUAUACUUUAUUUACUUUAUUUAUUCAUUAAAUAUGUUUAUUCUAUUGAAUGGCAUUGAAAUGUGAUACAUUUUCUUAUUUAUUUAUGGAAUGAUUCAUUUAAACAAGAUGAAAUUAGAUUAGAAUAUGAAUCGAUUAAAUCGUCUAAAUGGAAUAUAUCAACGAGCAUUCUCAUUACCACCAGAUAAUGAUCCAUAUAAAAUAGAAUCUAUUUCAAUGAAUAAUACAAAUAUACUAUUUAAUAAAGUGAAUGAUGAUUAUGUCAAUCAUAAUUCAUUUAUUUCCAAUGAUGAUAAACAAGAUCCAACAGAUAGUGAAUUAAUAUUACAAGAAACAUUUAAUAAUUUCGAUAUGAUAACACGUCAAUUUAUAGGAUUAUCAUCUAGUUUAAAUAGUUUAAAUACAGAUGAUGAUAGUGGUUAUGUUCAUACAUCAUUUAGUAAUCAUAAUCAAUUAAUUGAUUCUAUUUAUUCUAAUACAAAUACUACUAAUACUACAACAUCGGAAGAUUCAAGUAGUAUAAGUGUGAAUAAUAAUACUAAUAAUAAAGAUGAAUUAUUAUUAGUUAUGAUUGAAGAUUUAGUUGAUUGGUUUAAACAAAUGUAUCCAACUAUGACUAAUGAAAUGAAUUCAGAUAAUUUUUUUGAUUAUUUAUCCGAUGGUAUUCUAUUAUGUCAUCAUGCAACUGAAUUACAUCAUCGUUUAACUUUAGAAACUAAUCAAUCAAUUAAUCAUUCUAAAUCUAACCCAUUACAUAAUAUACGUAUUAGUGGUAUACAAGUUACAUUACCUAAAUCUAGUCCAAUUUAUCAAAAAUAUGAAUAUCAUCACCAUCACCAUCACCAUCAUCAUGAUCAUCAUCAUCAUCAUUCAUCUAAUGCGAUCAUUAGUUUUAUAUCACGUAAUAAUGUAUCGAACUUUUUACAAUGGUGUCGUCAACUUGGUAUGUAUAAUUCAAUCUUAUUUGAAAGUGAAGAUUUAGUAUGUAAAAAAAAUCUACGUAAUGUUAUUGUAUGUUUAUUAGAAUUAGCACGUCUUGGCAAUUAUAUUCAUAUGUGUAUACCAGAUAUUGUUAAAUUAGAAAUUGAAAUUGAUAAACAAUUAACUAAUGAAUUUAAUCAAUCAAUUAAUCAAUAUUCAAUCAAUUCAAAUAAUUAUCAUCAUCAAAAAAUCAAUAAUAAUAAUGAUAAUGAUAAAAAUCAAUCAACUUAUUAUCGAUCCAAUUGUUCAAUAGGAUUACGUAAACAACAACAAGAUAAGAACAUUUCAAUGAAUAAAACUAAUCAACAUCCAUCAUUAGAUUGUAAUAAUAAUAAUUAUACUAAUAAUGUGAAGAAGGAGAAACAAAAACAGGAAUUACAACGUCCAAUUGUUGAUUUUCGUUCAUUAGAUGAAUUAGUACGUGAACUGUUAUCACAAUGUACUUGUAAACAAACAUUCCCUAUGGUUCGUAUUGGUGAAGGACGUUAUUUAUUUGGUGAUAAAGGUACACAAAUAUUUGUUCGAAUACUGAGAAAUCAUGUGAUGGUUCGAGUCGGUGGUGGCUGGGAUACACUGAGUCAUUUCUUAUCAAAAUACGAUGAAUGUCGUAAAGUUAAUCCAUUAGGAUCAUGUAAAUUAAAUUCAAUGAAUCAGAAUUCCAAAUUGAAUGAAGAUAAAACUCAGAACAUGGUAGAAUGUAAAUUGAAUGUAGUAAAAACACGUACAUCAUCUGUAACUAAGGAGAAACAAUCACAUAGAGAUAAUGAUCACCAUGAUGAUGAUUAUAAUGAUAGUUCUAAUGGGAAAGUACAGUUGAACCAUAAAACUGAUUCAGAAUUUAUGAAAUCAAUGAAAAAUGUGAAUGAAAAUCAAAUUCUUGCAAAAAAAACUUUAGAAGAAUCAAAAUGUCUUACUAAAUCGCAAUUUUUCUCUGAACUCAAUUUAACUUCAUUGAAUAAUGAUAAUGAUGAUGUUGAUGAUGGCGACUUGAAUUGUUCUACACAUUUUCCACGAUUUAUUAUCGCUGAUCAAUAUAUGAAAGAUCCGACCAAUUCAUCAACAGAUGUUGAAGAAACUAGUUUCAAUGAUAAUCUUACAAAAGAUUGGUCAAAUGAAAGUUUUGAUAAGAUACAGUCAUUACGUAAUGGCAAUACUACUACUAAUACUACUGCUACCACCACCACUACUACUACUACUACUACUACUACUAGCAAUAGUAAUAGUAAUAAUAAGGAUAGUAAUAAUGAUUCUAAAACAGAUCAGAAUAGUUUGAUUAGAAAACCAUUCAAUACUACUGAUAAACUACUCAAACAAAAAUCAACUAUUACUAUCAUAAGAAAUGAAUUAGAUAAAUCUAAUAUGAAACCAUAUAUUGUAAAUAGACCAUGUUUCCCGAAUACUACUACUCCUACUGCUACUACUACUACUACUACUCCUACAACCAGUAGUAGUACUACUUAUUAUAUUAAUAGUAGACAUUGUAAUUCUAUACAACAUCAGAACCCAAUAGAGAAUAGAUUACGUAAUAAUCAAAAUUUAUCCAAAUCAUUAAAUUCAUUAAAUAUAAAUUGUAAACAAUCAAUUGAUAGAAAGAAUUCAAGACCAGUUGAAAGGAUUUCAGUUUUGCCAAUCAUCAAUGAUACUACUACUAAUAAGAAUAGUAGUAAAAGUAAUAAUAAUAAAUUUACUAGGAAUAGUUAUACUACUCAUAAUCAUCGAAUACAAUCAAUAAAAAAUCAUCAUGUAACAGAAAGGAAAUCUACAAUGCAACAAUUGAAAUCAUCACCGUUACAUCAUGAUAAUCAUCAUCAUCAUCAUCAGAGUAGAAAUCAACAAAAUCAAAGUAGAAGUAAAUCAGCUAAUAUGUUUAAUCGUAAACUAUCAUCUACAUCUACGUCUACAUCAGCGUCAGCAGCUGUAGCAACAGCAGCAUCGACGUCAUCGACAUCGUCAUCAUGUAAACAAGUCAAUCAUCAAUUAAUCAAUAAACCAGUACAAAUUGUAUAUACAUCAGGAGAGAAUAAAAGACAUCCAGAUGAUUAUGUAAUAGAUGAUCAUUUAUAUCAAUCGAAUCAUUCUAAACAAAUUAAUCCAUUAAUUUCUAUAAAUAGUAAAUUGAGACAUGGCUCAUUAAUACCUAUAUCAACAAGAUCUUAUUCAAGUUCUCGCAUUCCAUUGAAACAAUAUUAAUUGAUCAUUAUUAUUAUUAUUAUGAUUGAAAGUGCCUCAUUUUGUUUGUUUUUGAUUAAGAUCAUGAAUGAAUUGAUGUUAGAUCAUUAUUGAAAACCUGGAACCAUUGGAUAGCCAUCCUGGACUGAUCAGAUGACGAAGAACUGGUCAUUCAGUGCUUUCAGGCUUUCAAUAGUGAUCAAUUGAUCAAUUGAUUGAUCAUCUUAAUCAAUCCCUAUAAUUUUUGUUGUUGCUAUGCCUAUGUAACCUCUUUUCAGUUUGGAGAUUAUUUUCUUCUCUUCUUUUUUGAUAAAGGAGAACUAAAACACUUUUUUUCAAAUUACAUCAUUCAUUUAUUAUUAAGCAUUCUGUGGUCAGAUUUAAAGUCUUUCAUUGAAAAGAAAAGCAAGAAUAAUUUGAAAUUCAUCAUCUUUUUAUCAUCAUGUCCAUUCUCUUUUUUUUAUUAUCAUGAUGAUACUACUAUUAAACAGUUUAAGUAGUAUCAUUAAAUAAUGCAGUUUUUUCGAAAAAAACUCGUUUGUAGUGCUUUACUAGAAUGAUAAGAGUGAGUUAUUUUGGUUGCACACAUCUUCUAUACAAUCUAUAUAUAGUUACACAUACACACAAUGCAAUAUGAAUCACUUGUAAUCUAAUUAAUGAGUCAAGACAUAUGAAUUCAAUGAUAGAUUGUUUAGUAGUUGGAUUGGUGACUUGAUUGAAACUAGACCAUCUGGAAGUACUAGAUAGUCAUUUCAUUCUAGUAUGGUAUUCCUCAACAGGAUGAAAUAACCAUCUGUUACUUUCCUGUUUUUCAUGAUAGUCUAACUUCAAUUGACUUGUCAAUUCACUUAGUAGAAUUACUAAUAAUAUCCACACAAAAAAAAAUCCGUCUCUGAUCGAUUUUUUACUUCCCAUGUUUGUUUCUAUGACAACGAAUGGUCAAUUAUUUAAUUUGAAGUAUCACCAUACUUUCUUUGUUGUAGUUGUAAUCGUUUAUCUCACUCAUUUUCUCCCUUUUCUCUUUUUUUUACAAGAUUGUUAUCGAUUAUUUCAAUGAUUCUUCUUUAUAUUUUUUUGUUUUUUUCUUGUUCUAAUUGUUUAUCAUCUUGAAUUUCUAUUGGUUAGUGUUUUUAUUUCUUUUAUAAGAUCUCAUUCUAUUCUGUGCUGUACUGUACUGUACUGUACUGUACUGUUUAUGUUUUGUUUUAUUUCAUUUUUCAUUUUAUAAGUAAAACAUUAGUAUAGAUG